Hippocampus comes (tiger tail seahorse) is the source of this 1069-nucleotide messenger RNA. RefSeq names its product cadherin-7-like. Gene Ontology annotation, biological process: multicellular organism development; homophilic cell-cell adhesion; cell-cell junction assembly. Gene Ontology annotation, cellular component: catenin complex; membrane; adherens junction. The record is from RefSeq and is a predicted model, not a curated record. Lineage: Eukaryota; Metazoa; Chordata; Actinopteri; Syngnathiformes; Syngnathidae. Gene Ontology annotation, molecular function: calcium ion binding; beta-catenin binding; cadherin binding. The coding region runs from base 38 to 1039 and encodes 333 amino acids. The transcript has 3 exons.
AUGGCUUACUAUACAUUUCCGAUAGUUUUUUUUGUGAAUGCAGAUUUUUUGGGGGGUGUUUAGUUGUGGCUGUUGUCCGUCACAGGUGAUCCAGACAGUGAGCGGCGUGGACAAGGACGAGCCUCAGAGCGGCCACCGCUUCUUCUUCUCGUUGGACGCUGCCGUAGCCGCAAAUCUCAACUUCACCCUGCGGGACAACAAAGAUAACACGGCAUCCAUACUGACCAAGCGAGGCGGCUUCCGGAGGCGGGAGCAGCCGGCGUACCGGCUGCCCGUGCUGAUCGUGGACAGCGGCAGCCCGGCACUGAGCAGCACCAACACGCUGUCGGUCCGCGUGUGCGAGUGCGACGCCGCCGGUGCGCCCCUGUCGUGCGGCGCCGUAGCCUACACGGCCACCGGCCUGAGCACCGGCGCCCUCUUGGCUAUCUUGGGAUGCAUCCUCACGCUGCUGGUGAUGGUCCUUCUCAUCGUGACCGUGCGUCGACGGCGGAAGGUUCCGCUCAUCCUGGAGGAGGAGCGCGACAUCCGGGAGAACAUCGUCCGCUACGACGACGAGGGCGGCGGCGAGGAGGACACGGAGGCCUUCGACAUGGUCACCUUGCGCAACCUCAACGCCAUCCGCGACCCCGGCGUGCGGCGGGACGUCACGCCGGACACGCCCACUUUCUUCCACUACACGUCUUCGAGCUCGACGGCGGCGGCGCGGCCGACCUACAAGUCGCUCCCGGACAACGUGGUGUUCCGCGAGUUCAUCUGGGAGCGGCUCAAAGACGCCGACGUGGACCCGUCGGCGCCGCCUUACGACUCGCUGCAGACGUACGCCUUCGAGGGCAGCGGCUCCGUGGCCGACUCGCUCAGCUCGCUGGAGUCGCUCAGCGCCGACUCGGACCAGAACUACGAUUACCUCAGCAACUGGGGGCCCCGCUUCAAGAAGCUGGCCGACCUGUACGGCAACGCGGACGGCGCCGGCGCGGGUGACGGCGCGAGCGGAGGGGGAGGCGUCUUCCCGAAGCCUUUGAACAUCGGAGGACGACACUGACGGAUGAGAGAUUUAUCGUGAGACGAUUUA